This is a messenger RNA of Rhipicephalus microplus (southern cattle tick), 1516 nucleotides long. RefSeq lists its product as uncharacterized. The record is from RefSeq and is a predicted model, not a curated record. Lineage: Eukaryota; Metazoa; Arthropoda; Arachnida; Ixodida; Ixodidae. Gene Ontology annotation, molecular function: guanyl-nucleotide exchange factor activity. Gene Ontology annotation, cellular component: endosome; autophagosome. Gene Ontology annotation, biological process: autophagy; endocytosis.
UGUUUCGUGUUCGGUGAUGGAAAGGCGCCGACCGUUCGAAGAAGCGUAGUAGCUCAUGCAGAGGAUGCCCGUUCAUCGAUGAAACGCUGCUGCCAUGUCGCGGGUGGAAGCGAAAGAUGUGGCGUCAGCAGCCUCAGCAGCUUCUGCGAUGAGCGGUGUGUGCGGGCGCAUGACGUCAGAAUGUGGUGUGCUGGGUGUGUACCUGUCGUCCUGGGAUCACGUGAUGGGGCCACAGCUGGUGUUCCGGUGGCGCAUGCAGUGCCCCGGUGCAGUCGCCAGCGCUGGCACCCCUGAGUGUUCGGCCGACUGUGGCCCGCACUUCCUCAAGUGCCACCAGUUUCUGGAAAACCCUGAAGGCUUUCUCGCUCGAGGAGAGGCACCGCAGCAGGCAUCACGGCGUGAUGAGGAGUUUGACGUACACGCGGCCAGUGUACUGCAGCUGUUGCACGGAGGUCUGGAACGACGAGGUACGCGGUCGUGCCUGCUGCUGCUUCCGGACAAGCGGGCCGCCCUGCAUGCGGUCACCUUUGACCUCUCGGCCGGGGCACCCGUGUGCCUGGCCGCACUGUUCCCAAUGAAGGCACUGGCCGACCUCUGGCUGCUGCUGCCCCUCACUGACCUGACCCUGGCACGAGUAGCACUAGGUCUGCCAAACGCCUGGGUACGCUUUUCAGAUCGGGAGUUGAUGAAAAGCCUGAGCAGUGCAACCUCAUUGUUGCACCGUUACUUCCAGUUAGCCUCAUCCCUGCUGAGUACCAGGAUGCUCGAUCGAAGGGCGUCAGUGAAUGCACUGAGCCGGGCUGAUCGCCUACCAGAGGAGCUGAUUCGACGAGCACUCCAGUCGCACUUGCAGACGCGCCGCUGCUCCAUUGUCAUCGGUGACAGCGCCUCUCAGGUAGAGCCUGCGCUGAACGCCCUGCGAGGCCUGCUCGAUCACGAGGAGCUGUUCUGUUCCCUGUGGGGCGACACCCUCGAGCCCUGCUACCUGCCAGGUCUUCAACUACAGGGCUUGGUCCGGGGUUCUGCGGGGAGCCCCCUCUCAGCCCGCGAGCUCAUCUGGUCUCUGCACCCGUCCACGGUGGUCGACAUGGCACAAGGGCGCGUCUGGCAGUGCCCGCUACACGUUGGGUACCAGGGUCCCCUGACGCGCAAGCUGAAGGCCGCACGCACUCCGUCGGCAGAGUCGCACGUGUCGCAGUUUGUGCAGCAGCUGGGACGAGCCCCCAACACUGCCGCGGCUGAGCAGCUGCUGCAAGCCUUCCAGAGGCAUCUGCGCGUCAAGGCAGCAGCCCUCAUCCAGUGCGCCUCCCGCUCCAGGCGAGCCCUGUCAACGAAGUACCUGCAGUCGGUGCUGGCCGUGCCGUACCUGUCCGACUUCUUGGUCAUCCUCGCAGAGGCCGAAAAGCUGAGACCGGGGCUGUCACGCUACGUCCUGCCGCCGACCUGACGACCGCCCCCGACGAUCUAGCUCUUCACAAUCGUAGCUCCUUGAAUAAAAGAAUCCUUUCUCGAUCGA